This is a messenger RNA of Polistes canadensis, 3336 nucleotides long. RefSeq names its product G-protein coupled receptor moody. Bases 1429 to 3156 code for a protein of 575 amino acids. The transcript has 6 exons. Gene Ontology annotation, molecular function: G protein-coupled receptor activity. The record is from RefSeq and is a predicted model, not a curated record. Gene Ontology annotation, biological process: G protein-coupled receptor signaling pathway. Gene Ontology annotation, cellular component: membrane. NCBI's taxonomy places the organism in Eukaryota, Metazoa, Arthropoda, Insecta, Hymenoptera, Vespidae.
AUUAGACAUACUGGAAUACAUGAAGAAGUGUAGAUUGGACGAUUUGUAGGAUACGUUCGGUAGAUAUUAAAUAUUAAAACUAUAAGGGUUCGAUGAUUUUUGAUAUGGACAUAGGAAAUAAUCAUGCUCUAUUUAGAUUGAAUUAAAAAACGAUUAAAGCAAGCAUGGCAAAAGAGAAAAGGAAUAACAGUGUCACUUCCGACUUGAUCAGGGGUCGCAGUCUUCCCUCUUCCGUUACGCGUGCUCGUAUACAUCUGGAUUCUCCCCUUUGCAAAGUGUACCACAGUCUGGUAACGAAAUGUAAUUAUUUUUAAAAAGGAUGUAGGGACCACGUAUUUCCAGUGGGUCCGAUCGGUUGUGGGCGUAUAUUUGAACAAUAAACGCUGCUCAACGAACUUUUAUGAAUUAAUAUUGUCGUACGAAGAAAUUUAAAAAAAAAAGAAAAGAAACGGGAAGGAAAAAAGGAAAACAAACGCAAGUACUUCAACAUCUUGUGGUUAAUUCCGCUAAUUUUGCUACGUGCCUACGCGCAUAAAUCAUUUCUUGCGCAAUGUCGUUCUUUAAAUCACUUCAAAACGUGACUCCGAGAAGGAAGCUUUUCUUCCAUACAAUGUACACCGGAGCAUGAUAAUGUUCUCUAUUAAAUUUUCAACGCCUCCGCGUCAAUCAAAACGAUUCCACGUAAAUUCACUGAUUUCAAUCAUCAUUAUUAUUUGAUUUUUUCAAUGAGAAUUUGAAAUUCAAGAAGAAAGUCACGUCGUCGCUUUUCCUAGGGAAUUAAAAUCUUGGCGCACGCGCAGCAUCCGUUUUUCAUUCUAAAAUCUGACGGAUCCGGGCAAUUUACACUCUCAGUCGACUCAUGGAAUUCAUCGGAAUGAUCUCGAUCGAAUUGUAAUUUUCUUAUAAAUUCUCAUCGCUUGGUUGGAAAGUCAAUUUAUAAUUUGAUCGUUCCUGCGAUAAUUCAAUUAAGAGACACGUGUAAAGCGUUUGACGUUACCGAUAUCAAUGUCAAUAUGAAAAGUGAAAAGAGAAAGAGGAAAUUGAAGGUAUCGUUCGUUUUAAUAAGGAUCCGUAAGCAACUACGAGCAAUACCGACAAAUGUUCUUGUCAUUAUAGAAUCUCAUAGUGAUUCAUUUGAAAAGUGAAUUUUGGUUGUAUCAAGAGUUUAUUCGAGUCUUGGAUGGCGAAAAUAGAUCUCUCUCUUCGUUUUCGAUGCCCCGUUGAGAAAAAAAAAGAGAACGAUUCCAGCUCCUGUGAAAGAUGAACGAAAGAGAGAGCGAGAUUUAACGAGGGGAGCAAAGAGAUCUACGAGCAACCCAUAUGAAAGUAUAUAUUUGAUCUUCUAUAGGAGCUAACGAUAAAAAAACAAUUCUAAUUACGAGAUGUUCUCAUCGGAGUUUUUCUGAGCUACGCAUUACCACCACUAUAAUGUGCGUAGGUAUAGACAAAAGUAUGCUGGAAUAUUGGAUGAUAAGCAACAAUAGCGAUCUGAAGAGGAGCAAUGUAACGAUCGAACAGGUCCUACAGGAUCCAGGAUCAGUGGUUCUCUUUAUCGGUUAUCCAUCAUGGCUUUUGUACCUUGCCGCUGGCUGUUGUAUUCUCUUUAUGCUCAUUGGCAUUCCAGGGAAUCUUAUCACCGUGGCUGCUCUCUUUCGUACCAAGAAGUUGAAGAACGCCACUACGAUAUUCAUAAUGAAUUUAUCAUUUUCGGAUCUAAUGUUUUGCUGCUUUAAUUUACCACUAGCCACUUCAACAUUUUGGCAUAGAUAUUGGUUACAUGGAACACUCUUGUGUCGUCUAUUUCCACUGCUGAGAUACGGUCUUGUCGCUGUCAGUCUUUUUACCGUUUUGACAAUCGCGAUUAAUCGUUACGUCAUGAUUGGACAUCCCAGACUCUAUCCAAAACUUUACAAAACGAAAUACUUGGUACCAAUGAUUUUGGCAACAUGGAUCUUCGGUUUUAGUUUUUUAAUCAUCACAUGGUUCGGUCAUUGGGGUCGUUUUGGUUUAGACACUGCAAUAGGUUCCUGUUCGAUUCUUCCGGAUGUACAUGGCCGAAAUCCAAAGGAAUUCCUCUUCGUCAUAGCAUUCUUAACUCCCUGCGUAGCAAUCGUAGUAUGCUAUGCGAGAAUCUUUUACAUCGUUCGUAAGACGGCAUCGAAAAGCCGUAGACGAGAUCAAAUUUCUCCCACGAUCGACGAAGGCGAGAGGAAUCGCGAGCAAAGAUCGGUCACACCGAGAUAUCAAGAGGAAGAAGAAUCGUCCGUAGUUGGUUCGAGUUGCGUCGCCAGUGGGCUAUGCGUUUCCUUUUCUAAUCGUCCAACGAAAGAAGAACAAAUUUCGAAAAUUUUUCGAGUCAAAACUUACGAGGAGUCGUCCUUGGGAAAUCCACCUUCGUCCGAACAAGACUCGUCGAGAGACGAAGAAAAUGAUUUGCAAGAACAAGAGAGUUCUAUUGGUCUAGAUCCUUCUGCACAAGACAAGGACAAAAUAGCAUAUAAAGUGAUCGAGGAUAUACCGUUUGCGGAUGAUCGUAACGCCGAUAUCAGCGAUACGAACACAUUUCUGAGCACUCAUCCAAGAAAGAUCAAGGAUUUAACUGACAAACCGAGUUUUAAUGCCAAGAAAAGACUCGAAAGAAUGGCAAGCCGUGCAUCGUUUGUAGUCGAUUCAACAUUUUGGAUCGAAAGAAUCACUGAAUCUGGGACGCGAUUGGAACGUUCGGAAACAUUUGCUAGUUCGAGAUCAAUUACCCCUGAUCGUCGUAAUAAAACAAAAGCUAACAAUCAAAUAUUUCGACGAGAAUCCAAAUUCAAAAGUCUCGGUAGAUUUCGUAAUAUGGACAAUGGGCCAAGAAUGUCGAGGAAAGAUAAAAAACUCUUGAAGAUGAUACUUGUUAUAUUUUCAUCCUUUCUAAUCUGUUAUUUACCGAUCACCAUUACGAAACUUUUUAAAGAGGCUGAGAAUUGGAUGGGUCUCAACAUCGCUGGAUAUAUUCUUAUUUAUUUAACAACAUGCAUCAAUCCCGUCGUCUACGUUGUUAUGAGUUCCGAAUACAGGAGUACAUAUAAAAAUAUGUUACUCUGUAGGAACGAGUCUGUAUCUUCCGCGAAGAUGAAAACUUCUCAUAGAAUUGCUAGAAAACCAUCUACGUGAAUAUUAUGAUUUGAAUAAAACUUACUUGAAAUAUAUGCGCGCGUAUGUGUAUGAUAAUGGUGCAGCAUAAGUCGCGUCUGAGAAUUUUUCGAAGGACGGAAGGAUGCUAUGGCCUUACCAUAAAUGUACUUUAAAUAAUUCGAUGAAAAAAGUUACAGAGUGCAAUAUUAAAAGUAAAAG